Messenger RNA from Endocarpon pusillum Z07020, 2046 nucleotides. RefSeq lists its product as uncharacterized. Gene Ontology annotation, biological process: magnesium ion transport. The record is from RefSeq and is a predicted model, not a curated record. Gene Ontology annotation, molecular function: magnesium ion transmembrane transporter activity. The transcript has 4 exons. Bases 1 to 2046 code for a protein of 681 amino acids. NCBI's taxonomy places the organism in Eukaryota, Fungi, Ascomycota, Eurotiomycetes, Verrucariales, Verrucariaceae. Gene Ontology annotation, cellular component: membrane.
AUGGGCCAGCUCGGUGACCUCUCCCCUCAAGCGAGUAUUGCUGUUGGCAUCCUCGUUGGACUGCUCUCGACUUCGAUUCAGAGCCUGGGCUUGACGCUGCAAAGAAAGUCGCAUUUGCUUGAAGAUGACAAGGAGGAGUACGAGAUCAGGAGACCACCCUACAAGAGGAGAAGAUGGCAGCUUGGAAUGGGCAUGUUCGUGUUGUCGAACCUCGUUGGUAGCACCAUCCAGAUCACUACACUGCCUCUACCAGUUCUAUCAACCCUGCAAGCGUCGGGUCUCGUCUUCAAUACCGCUUUUGCCACACUUCUGCUAAAAGAGCCCUUCACUCGCUUCUCGUUCAUUGGCACAAUCUUGACCUGUACCGGUGCGGCACUGAUCGCAGUGUUUGGCGCCAUUGGCGAGCCUGCGCAUAGCUUGCCACAACUGCUAGAUCUUCUGGGGCGAAAGCAGUUUGUGGCGUGGAUGGUAGCGACCCUUUUCGUGGUGAUUGGCACCUUGAUCUUCACGCGCUUCCUCAAAUUUUGGUCAGAUCGAGUUCACGAGACCCAUUCACGUUCGAAGCAUGAACGGUCGCCUUCUGCUUCUCGAUCCAAAUCACGGCGGCGCUCUCUCUCCAUACCCACCCCGUACGCGGCGCAAGUGCGCACCUCGCGCCUUAGACUCCUGCGCGGCCUUGCCUAUGCUUUGAUCAGUGGCAUUCUAGCGGCACACUCGCUUCUUGUCGCCAAGUCAGCCGUCGAACUUCUGGUCAGGACCAUCAUCGACCAUGUCAAUCAAUUCAACUCCUACCAAUCGUGGUUGAUUCUGCUAGCACUUAUCUUCUUCGCUCUUUCUCAACUCUACUACCUCCACCAGGGCCUUCGACUUUGCAGCACUAGCGUUCUUUAUCCUUUCGUGUUUUGCAUCUAUAACAUCAUUGCUAUCCUCGAUGGUCUGAUCUACUUUCACCAGACAUCCCGCCUGUCAGUCCUCCACGCCUGCCUCAUCGCUCUUGGCACCGUGAUCCUCCUGUCCGGUGUCCUGGCACUUUCAUGGCGUCUGGAUGAUGUACCACCAAUGGCCAGUGAAGCACAACCGACCCCGCUUGGCCCUGGUUUAGGCUUGGUGUCCUCAAUGUCCGAAAACCCAAGUGAUUCUCCAUCCUCUCCUCUUCUACCUACAGCACGACCUCACAGUUCGACGUCUGCACACGCCAAUGAAUCAACACCCCUUCUCUCCAAUCGUCAUACAGGUGGCAGAAGAACCGCAUUCAUGAUCUAUCCACCUCCCCCAGAAACCAGCAAUCCGCAGUACAUCUGGGCCGAGCUUGACGAUUCCAACGAAUCAGAUAGAGACGUCCUCGCUUCAUUACCUAGAUCACUCUCACCGUUUCUAUCCUCCUCGGCUCUGAAAUCGCGACGACGGAGCCGAGGAACUAGUCUCUCGUCCACUGAUACCCCGAACAAUACUCCAUCUACAAACAUGUUGUGGAACCGAACUUCAAGCGACCGAAGCGAUACCAGAAAUCAGCAUGGCGGCGGUAGCCAAAGUCCCGAGCUGCGUCACAAACCACCGCGAAGAGCUCAGACGCUGAAAGAAAGAACCCAUGGCGAGAGGAGAAGGAGCAGUGCCCCUUCCACCACGGUGGUGGGCGACUCUUCCGGGGUGAGGUCCUCAUCAACGUCGUCGAAGACGAGAUCGCCUGGUGGGAGAUCUAGGACUUCGUUUGCUUCGCCUACUGCUGUCUCGAGCCAGGAGAAUCUGCGGGGUGGCGGCAGGACCGGCAGUCCCGCUCAGGGUCAGCGAGGCGCACACGGAUAUCGAGAUCGGGUACGGGGUAGACCUCGGGCAGCGACAGAUGCGUCGAGGGUAGUGCCCAGCCGGUGGGAUAUGAGCGGAAGGGUGGGCCGGUGGUGGCAGGGUCAAGCACAAGCACAAAUACAGAAUCGAGAAGAAGGUGAUGAGCGACCAGAAGAGCAUGAUGCAGCGCGAGGAGUCGCAGGAGGAGAAGGUGGUGUUGGUAGAGAAGAAGACGAUAGAAAGCCCAGUGGGGGCCUGAUCUGA